This is a messenger RNA of Phyllotreta striolata, 2525 nucleotides long. Lineage: Eukaryota; Metazoa; Arthropoda; Insecta; Coleoptera; Chrysomelidae. The record is from the annotation of a GenBank genome assembly.
AACUUCAAGGUUCAGUAACAUAAGCAGGUAUAUAAAUAAAACGUCGUUUAGAAAAUUGUUAAAAAGUGCUUUAGGAGCUAAUUUUUUGGUUCAUAAUGACAUACAAAUACAUCCACUGUGCAUCCCGAUUCACCGAGGAUCAAAAAAAUUUCUACGAAAACAACGGGUACAUCAUCAUUAAAAACGAAGUCAGCCACGAUGAGAUCGAUAAAUUCCAUCGAAGAUUCCUGGAUAUUUGCGAAAAUCGUUGCGACGAUUACACCGGCUUCAUUUCCAAAGAUCCUGUUUUAAAAAGUAAAGGAAUGAAGGGAGAAAAAGUAAUAAACAAGCUUCAGGAUUUUAUUCAGGACUCCGUUUUUAGCGACUAUUGUUCCAACAAAAAGGUAUUGAACACAGUGGAGAACAUAAUAGGACCUAACAUAACAGCGAUGCAUUCCAUGCUCAUUAACAAACCUCCAGACUCCGAUCCUGAUGUAUCCAGACAUCCGAUGCACCAAGAUUUGCAUUACUUUCCAUUUCGACCGGCAGAGAAGAUAGUCGCUGCCUGGACAGCCAUGGAAACAGUCAAUGAACAAAACGGCUGUUUGUUCGUUGUUCCUGGAUCGCACAAAUGCGGUGUAUUGUAUCCACAUUCUUAUCCAAAGGGUACCAAAAACUCUUUGUACCAUGGUGUUCAUGGAAUGGCACAUCUUCCGAAAGUUAACGCUGUAAUGGAGAAAGGCGAUACGAUAUAUUUCCAUCCUCUGCUAUUACAUGGAUCUGGGCCUAAUUAUACAAAGGGUUUUAGAAGGGCAAUUUCUUGCCAUUUCGCCGACUCAAACUGCGAGUUUAUUGAUGUAACGAACACUACACAGCAUAAUAUUAAACAAGAAAUCGAAGGGAUGGUUCAGAAACGAUUAGGCAUUAAAUUGGAUUACAGGAACGCGUGGAAAACAAAAAGCAAGCUAAUAAAGGGACAACCCGGUAAUUUCCAAAAAUAUGAUUCCCAUUUAUGAACAAUUCUAGUACCUUAAGGUACCGAAAACUUUUUAUGUGAUAUUUUAUAGGUUUGUAAGUAGCUAGCUACAUUUAAAUUUAUAUUUUUGGUACAAUGUAAAAGUCUUAAAUGAUAAACAAUACUUUUUAUUUACAUUUAUAAUAAAGUACAAAUAAUGUAAGUAUAUUGUUUUCUAUAAUAACCGGCUCUUCGAUGCAAAUUAAAACGAGGAUUAAACAAUUAAAAAAAAUGCCAGUUUAUAUAAUCCCUUUUGCACAAAGGGAAAAUUAAUAAUAAAAUUAAUCUUGUGAAAGGAAUUUUGCUGCCCUCAUUAAUCAGGAAUGUACAAAUGCAAUAUUGUCAGUAAUACUGCUUCAAAUUAACAUACUACUUUGAGCAUACAACAUUAAUUAUACAAGGCACAAAAGCUAAGUAGCUGUUAAGUAUAUUGUUCAAUAUAUCACACCUGGAUAAAUAUUUCAAAACCCUACAAUUUAUUUCCGUAUUAAACGAAAAAAAAAAAACACAUCAAUAAUUAAUAAAAUGAAUUAAAACAAUAUUAAGUCGAUAAUUAAUCGAAUCAAUAAAUCGUAUAUUCUAGAACUGACUAUUUUUAUAUCACUAAUACUUAAAAAUGUUUGUAAAUUUUAUCAAGGCAACUCGUAACACUCAUAUACGAAUAUUCUCGUAUAUUCGAGGGUAAGUUAAUACUUUCGAUUAAUUGGAUAAUUUUUCAUAAAUUCUAUAAAAGCUCGGCGAUUGUUUUAAUCAACGCAUUCAUUUUUCUACAUUACUUUUUUGAUAAGUAACAUUUCGUUUUGUUCAAAGUAAAAUUAGAAAUUGGAGAAAUUAUUGCAUUUAUAUGUACUUAAGGCCUUUUGUUCAUUGAAAAUAUAGGAACUUGUUUUAAUUUAAGUACUUGGUAACAUAAUAAAUAAAUAAAAUGUUGGAAGAAACCGUUUACGCGAAAUUAUUCUCCAAUUUAUUAUUAAUGCAAUAAUCGCCCAUAAAUCAAUCGAUAAACAGAUAAAGCGUUAAGAAAACUCAUUCACUUUUUAUAUGGCAUAAUAAUAACAGUCUAGCAAUUUCGUUAAAUAUUUAAAUAAACUUUCUUUUAAGUAUUUCAUUGUAAGUACUACAAAAAUAAAUAAAAUUCCAAAAAACAAAUACAGGAAAUUCAAGGCGUUCAUUGUAAACUUUAAGCCAAUAGACUCGAAUUAUUCACACUCAUCGACUUCCUGUAGGUACGCGUGAAAUUCAUCACAUACGAAUUAAUUAUCCUAACAAUUAAACGCCGAUUCUUUCGUGACUAACCAAUAAAAUCGAUACAUCGAAUAAUUUUACACCUGAUUUUGAUGAUAUUCCGGCCGACCGGCCAAUUGCAAUAAAUAACGAUCCGGAUGAUCCAGCCAAUCGUCGGCGCUCAAUUUCACAACCCGUUGUUUUUCGGCCUCUUUCACUUCCCAUUUCUUCACUUCGAGCUGUCGCUCUCUGCUCACCUGAUCACCGCAACCCCACACUUCGACGCUCUCCAAAAAAUAGGGAAUCU